This is a messenger RNA of Toxoplasma gondii ME49, 1758 nucleotides long. Its product is annotated as tetratricopeptide repeat-containing protein. NCBI's taxonomy places the organism in Eukaryota, Apicomplexa, Conoidasida, Eucoccidiorida, Sarcocystidae. The coding region runs from base 1 to 1758 and encodes 585 amino acids. The record is from RefSeq and is a predicted model, not a curated record. Gene Ontology annotation, cellular component: cytosol; mitochondrion. The transcript has a single exon. Gene Ontology annotation, molecular function: heat shock protein binding.
AUGGCAACUGACGACGUUACGCUACUAGAUAUCGAUUCUGAAAAAAUUGAGAAAUGCACACAACCUCGCUUGCUGAGAAAAUACAUCGCGCUCCUAGAGCAGGACGGUGGCUACUACCACCAGCUCCUGAGUGCCGCAAGAAAAAAACUCGAUGAUCUUGUUGGUACUAAAACCUCAUCCGGAAGUGGCACCAGGUGGUGCAGGGGGCCAUCCACAGCAGACAUUGCCGCUGCCAAAGCAGACAUUCUUGAGUGGCAGCGCAGUCUUUCUGGAGAGCAGGGUAUCCCCCACGAUAUCGGUGCUCGUGCAGUUUCCAUCCAGAGGAACACACAAACCUCUAUAGCAUGUGGUUCCCAGCAGUGUGCAGUGGAAGCAACGGGAAUCGCUGUCGAAAACGGCUUUACGGGGCAAAAUGAAAUCCGAAAUGUCACCGCUUCCUGCAAUGCCCUGGAAUUUCCUGCCCAUAGCGAUAAUUCAGAAACAGACUUCAAAAAGACCGUCGUAGAGGUGCCUUGUAGUGACUGCGCGGCAGAUGGAGCUUUUGGCGAAGCCAGGAAAAGAGUCGGCUCAUGCAAGAAAUUAAGUUCGCUCAUAUCUGCGCACGCGGGGCUUCCAGACCGUGAAACAGACGCUGAAAUACCGGCAGGUGUUAACUGUGCCAAGGAAUCAGUACAGCCGCAUAACAUUGCUGGAACAGCCCAGUAUAACCAUGAUCCCUCAAAGAAACGGAUCUCUGUGCUUUUGGAAGAUAGUGAUGCCAGUGACGACAGCGAGCACACCGAGGAUUGCGAUCUCGAACUCAUUCCUCUUAGGCACAACAGUGGGGAAAAGCCGUGUGUAAAAUCUGCAAGGCGAGAAACUUCAGCUACACCUUCCAACUCGCCCCAUAACCAACCUAUGCAGUCUCAAGGGGAGUUCAGUAACAAACGCACGAUUGCAAACUAUAGAGAAAGAACCUCGCUAAGGUCUUGCUGUUGUUUUUCGGAAAAGGAAAGCAUCAAAUCAAAUGCCUCGCAGUUCAGUGACGAUGGAGACGACACCGGAAAGGGGACCCACAAACCGAUGGAACAUGACAAGGAACCAGCCGCGGUAAGACAGUCCCAGGGAUCUCACUGCGGAAGCCCGCACGAUCAUAGCUCGAACAACAGUUCCCAGAAGAUCCUACCAGCUGGCAAGCAUAGUGAUAGCCUAUGCAAUAUGCGGACGAUAGAAAUUCAUUGCAUCAAGGGUGCAGCAGUGGCUGCAUACGAGGAAGGCAACCACGAGAAAGCUCUGAGGCUUCUGAGCGAGUCCCUGAGGAUAGCCGAGGAAGAUGUCCUUGCAGCAGGAGAACGUGCGUAUGCCACUCCAACUUCUUCAUCCCGGAAUGCCUCUCUGGAUGCAUGCAACCAAUCUACUGAUGGAAAACUGACGAAAAAGUUGCACAGUUUGCUGUAUUCUAAUAGAAGUCAGGUGCAUCUGACAAUGGGACAGUAUGAGGAAGCAGCUGAGGACAGUCUUCGCGCCAUGCAGCUCGACUGCACAAAUAUCAAGGCACUCUGGCGACGAGCGCGAGCGCUCUUGUUUUUGGGGGGAGAAGACAACCUUGAACUAGCCUCUACAGUAGCCAAGCGAAUCGAGGAUGUUUUUUCCCAAGGUGAAAAGUAUCCCCCUCCAUCUGCACUCGACCAGCUUUCUGACCUGAAGGCAACCAUCCAGAGUGCGAUUGAGCAGCUGAGACCAAAACUGCCGCCUGCACCUCAUUUUUCUACUCAGUAA